Molecule: messenger RNA, 2175 nt
Organism: Pecten maximus
Lineage: Eukaryota; Metazoa; Mollusca; Bivalvia; Pectinida; Pectinidae
Product: A-agglutinin anchorage subunit-like
Exons: 2
Coding region: 1-2175 (724 amino acids)
Source: RefSeq, a predicted model, not a curated record
AUGUCACAGGAGGAUGUAACAAGAGGAAUGUCACAGGAGGAAUGUCACAGAAGGAAUGUCACAGGAGGAAUGUCACAGAAGGAAUGUCACAGGAGGAAUGUCACAGGAGUAAUGUCACAGAAGGAAUGUCACAGGAGGAAUGUCACAGAAGGAAUGUCACAGAAGGAAUGUCACAGAAGGAAUGUCACAGAAGAAAUGUCACAGAAGGAAUGUCACAGAAGGAAUGUCACAGAAGGAAUGUCACAGGAGGGAUGUCACAGAAGGAAUGUCACAGGAGGAAUUUCACAACUCACACCUUCCAGUUCCCAACUCACACCUUCCCGUUCCCAACUCACACCUUCCAGUUCACAACUCACACCUUCCAGCUCACAACUCACACCUUCCAGCUCACAACUCACACCUUCCAGUUCCCAACUCACACCUUCCAGUUCCCAACUCACACCUUCCAGUUCCCAACUCACACCUUCCAGCUCACAACUCACACCUUCCAGUUCCCAACUCACACCUUCCAGUUCCCAACUCACACCUUCCAGUGCACAACUCACACCUUCCAGUUCCCAACUCACACCUUCCAGUUCCCAACUCACACCUUCCAGUUCCCAACUCACACCUUCCAGUUCCCAACUCACACCUUCCAGUUCCCAACUCACACCUUCCAGUUCCCAACUCACACCUUCCAGUUCACAGCUCACACCUUCCAGUUCCCAACUCACACCUUCCAGUUCCCAACUCACACCUUCCAGUUCCCAACUCACACCUUCCAGUUCACAACUCACACCUUCCAGUGCACAACUCACACCUUCCAGUUCCCAACUCACACCUUCCAGUUCACAACUCACACCUUCCAGUUCCCAACUCACACCUUCCAGUUCCCAACUCACACCUUCCAGUUCACAACUCACACCUUCCAGUUCACAGCUCACACCUUCCAGUUCCCAACUCACACCUUCCAGUUCCCAACUCACACCUUCCAGUUCCCACAACUCACACCUUCCAGUUCACAACUCACACUUCCAGUUCACAACUCACACCUUCCCAGUUCCCAAACUCACACCUUUCCAGUUCACAACUCACACCUUCCAGUUCACAACUCACACCUUCCAGUUCACAACUCACACCUUCCAGUUCCCAACUCACACCUUCCAGUUCCCAACUCACACCUUCCAGUGCCAAACUCACACUUUACAGUUCACAACUCACACUUUACAGUUCACAACUCCAACCUUCCAGUUCAACAAACUCACACCUUCCAGUCACAACUCACACCUCCAGUGCACAACUCACAAUUCCUCCAGUUCAAGCUACACCCUAUCGUCACAGCUCACACCUUCCAGUUCACAGCUCACACCUUCCAGUUCCCAACUCACACCUUCCAGUUCCCAACUCACACCUUCCAGUGCACAACUCACACCUUCCAGUUCACAGCUCACACCUUCCAGUUCACAGCUCACACCUUCCAGUUCACAACUCACACCUUCCAGUUCACAACUCACACCUUCCAGUGCACAACUCACACCUUCCAGUUCACAGCUCACACCUUCCAGUUCACAGCUCACACCUUCCAGUUCCCAACUCACACCUUCCAGUUCCCAACUCACACCUUACAGUUCCCAACUCACACCUUCCAGUUCACAACUCACACCUUCCAGUUCACAACUCACACCUUCCAGUUCACAACUCACACCUUCCAGCUCACAACUCACACCUUCCAGCUCACAACUCACACCUUCCAGUUCACAACUCACACCUUCUAGUUCACAACUCACACCUUCCAGUUCCCAACUCACACCUUCCAGUUCACAACUCACACCUUCCAGUUCACAACUCACACCUUCCAGUUCACAACUCACACCUUCCAGUUCACAACUCACACCUUCCAGUUCACAACUCACACCUUCCAGUUCCCAACUCACACCUUCCAGUUCACAACUCACACCUUCCAGUUCACAACUCACACCUUCCAGUUCACAACUCACACCUUUCCAGUUCACAGCUCACACCUUCCAGUUCACAGCUCACACCUUCCAGUUCACAACUCACACCUUCCAGUUCACAACUCACACUUUCCAGUUCACAACUCACACCUUCCAGUUCACAACUCACACUUUCCAGUUCACAACUCACACCUUCCAGUUCAUAACUCACAUUUUUCAAAUAUCAACUCGUAUUUCCUGA